Molecule: messenger RNA, 2723 nt
Organism: Syzygium oleosum
Lineage: Eukaryota; Viridiplantae; Streptophyta; Magnoliopsida; Myrtales; Myrtaceae
Product: putative leucine-rich repeat receptor-like serine/threonine-protein kinase At2g19230
Exons: 13
Coding region: 99-2723 (874 amino acids)
Biological process (GO): protein phosphorylation
Molecular function (GO): protein kinase activity; protein binding; ATP binding
Source: RefSeq, a predicted model, not a curated record
UACCAGAGGUAAAUAAGAGGUCUUGAAAAAUAUAUGAUACCACAGGCGUUCAUGCAUAUCUUCCUCGCGCUUCUCUCUCCGACAAUCUCCGCUGCUCCAUGACAAUGGGGAGAUCAAUUACAGCUUUCUCGUUUGCGUUGCUUGCUUCUUUAGCUUCAGCACUCGUCCUUGUGGUUCAAGCCCAACAAAAUCCAGGUUUCAUCAGCAUCGAUUGCGGGGCGACUCUUGCAUACACAGAGGAGGGACUUGGCAUAACAUACAAACCGGAUGGUGGAUUGAUAGGCUCUGGAAAGAUUAUGCAGACAUCUAGGAUGCUCACGUAUCGGAAUAAUCGACAGUUAUUCAAGACUGUGAGGAUCUUUCCUAAUGGAACGAGGAAUUGUUACACUUUAAGGCCAGACCAAGGCAAGAACGGAACCUACUUGAUUAGGGCAACAUUUUGGUAUGGGAACUAUGAUGGGAAGUAUCAGGCUCCUUCGUUCGACUUAUACAUCGAUGUUAAUUAUUGGGCCACAGUGGACUACUUCAAUUAUGGUUUUGAGGAAAUCAUGUAUGUGUCCCAAGCAGACGAUAUAAGAGUGUGCUUGGUGAACACGGGCAAUGGAGUGCCCUUCAUUUCGGCAUUGGAACUAAGAGCUUUGGAUGAUGGCAUCUAUCGAUCGAGAUCUGGAUUCCUGCAACUCCAUUGGCGGAACGACAUCGGACGGAGCUUGGAGGAUGAUGUCAGGUACCCUGCCGAUGCUUACGAUCGGAUCUGGACACCUGAAAACUAUAAUUUCGGACUCAUGCUAAACACCACAUCCGCCAUUGAUGCAUCUGACGAUAAUGAUGCGGGUAAGUAUAAGGUUCCCGGGGAAGUUCUUCGGACCGCUCAAACAACAAGGAGUGCCAGUUCUCGCUUUGAAAUAAAGUGGUCACCUUCAGCAUCUGGAAAGAACUGGGUUGUGUACUUCCAUUUCGUCGAGAUCGAGAGACUGACGAGCGGCCUCCGGAGGGAGUUCACGAUUUCCAUGAUCGAUAAUCCGUUCACAGAGACGGUCAGCCUCGAAUACUUGAAGCCCGUGGUUGUAGUUUUCCCUCCGGUUGACGGGUUGUCCAUCACCUUCUUCAUCGAUUCAGCAAAUAAGUCUCGAAAUCCGCCGAUCCUCAACGCCGUGGAGUUCUAUACUGUUGGUGAUCUUCGAAAUGUACCCACAGCACCAGAUGAUGUGAAAGCGAUCAAUGACAUCAAAGCAACAUAUUACAUUAAGAGAGAAAGCUGGCAAGGUGAUCCGUGCGUACCAAGCAAUUACGCAUGGGAUGGUCUAAAUUGUAGCAAUGAAAAUCCUCCAAGGAUUAUAUCGCUGAAAUUGAGCUCAAGCAAUUUGACGGGCGACAUAGUCUCAUCACUUUCCCAUCUAUCAAGAUUGGAAUACUUAGAUUUGUCCAACAAUCAGCUUACAGGAGCAAUACCAGAAACUCUGGCAGACUUACCAAAUCUUACAUUUCUAAAUUUAAGUGGAAACAACCUGAUUAAAACAGUUCCUGAAGCACUCAAGAAAAGGAUUGUGGACAAUACUUUAAACAUGAGUUUAGAAUAUGCCAAUCUGUGCCUAGCUGAUUCUUGCCCGCAGAAGAAGAAACAAAAAACCAUCCUCGUUCCAGUUGUAACAUCAGUUUUCGGCUUCUUUGUGGUUCUCUUUGGUGCUUCGGCUAUUAUCUGGUUGAUUAAACGGAAACAAAUAGCAGAAUCAAGUGAAAGGACGCUGAGAUUAAAGAAUCGACCUUUUAAGUAUGGAGAGAUUUCAAGAAUCACUGGGAACUUUGGACGAGUGAUUGGUGAAGGUGGAUUUGGAAAGGUAUAUCUUGGUACACUAGAUAAUGGCACCGCAGUUGCUGUGAAGAUGCUUUCUGAAUCAUCAAGGCAAGGGUACAAGGAAUUUCAAGCAGAGGCGCAGCUCUUAAUGAUUCUUCACCACAGAAACUUGGUUUCUCUGCUUGGAUAUUGCAAUCAGUCCAAGCACAUGGCAUUAAUAUAUGAAUACAUGGCCAAUGGAAAUUUAUGGCAACAUUUAUCAGGUAAAGUUAAGAUGCAUCCAACAGGGGACCAUCCGAAGGUCUUGACAUGGAGUAACAGACUACAAAUUGCUGUGGAUGCAGCACAAGGUUUGGAUUAUUUGCACAAUGGUUGCAAGCCAUCCAUCAUCCACAGAGACAUGAAGACUACUAACAUCUUGUUGAACGAAGAACUCCAAGCCAAAGUAGCUGAUUUUGGCCUGUCUAGAGCUUUUGCGACUGAAAAAGACUCUCAUGUGUCAACUUUUCCUGCAGGCACUCCUGGCUACGUCGACCCUGAGAUUCAUUCUUCUGGAAACUUUAACAAGAAGAGCGAUGUUUAUAGUUUUGGAAUCGUACUGUCUGAGUUGAUCACAGGCCGACCCGCAGUAAUGAGAAGUCGGGAUGGCAGCGCCAGCAUGCACAUACUUGAAUGGUUGAUUCCGAUAGUUGAAAGCGGUGAUAUACAGAGCAUUAUGGAUCCAAGGCUACAAGGAGAAUUCGACUUCAACUCGGCUUGGAAACUAGUGGAGAUUGUCAUGUCUUGUACGCAACCAACGGCAAUUCAAAGGCCGGAUAUACAUCAAGUAUUGGCAGAGUUGGAGUCUUUGGUGAGCAAAAAAUCAAGUGGUUACUCUGAAAUGACCUCCUUGGAGCUCCCAUCUAACGAGGUCCCUCUCGCUAGGUAG